AUGGAUUCUCAGCGACGCAACAUCUACGCCAACGGCUCCGCUGCUUACAAGGGCCCGGCAAUGCCGACUCACUACAGCGCCGCCAGCCAGAACCACGGUGCUGCAGGCUACCUCCCUCGCGGUGUUCAAGGCAUGGCCCACCACAUGGCCGACACCAACAUGUCAACCUUGGCCAACGGAAUGGGCGGCAUGAGCCUUCACUCCAGCUUCAACUCUUCCGCCGCUAGUAAGAACGGCUCUCAAGUCUCCGCCGCUUCUUCCGAGUAUGGCGGUGUUCCCCUUGCGCAUCACCAAGGUCUAUGGAUCCCCAAUCAACAUGUUCUUUCGGGCAUGUACAAUGUUAUGCCACAGGGUGCUCAACAGCAGACAGGUUUGCCUCAUUCGCCGGGACUGUACACUCCGUACAUGCAGCAGGCCAGCUAUCAGUAUGGCCACCAUGCCAUGGCUGAGAACAGCCCCAUGGGACCGACCUGGGCCAGCCGAGUCUCCUCUGGCGAGAUGCCAGCCUUGAUGACCCCCCGUCGUGACUCGAUCUCCUCAAACGAAAACGACCUCCCAGGAACACCCUAUACUGGCUACGGCGUCUAUCGCAAUGGCGCGACUGUCAUGGACCGUUCUCCGAGUGGCGUCUUCACCCACAGUGCGACUCCUUCGCCUUCCCAGAUGUCGCACUCAUAUGCUCUGGCUCAGAUGGGCAAGGCUCAGCCCUUGACGACUCUGCCGCCCCACCUGAUGAUCCUCCUUCAACAGGAGCCGGCAAUUCCGCGAGCCAUCCCAGCUCCGCAGUCUCCCUUGAAGCCUCUGGACCGUAGCUUGGAGAACAAGAACGGCGAGACCAACGUCUACAUUCGAGGCCUUCUGCCAGAGACCACCGACGAGAUGCUUCAUGCUUGGGGCUCCCGUUUUGGCGAUAUUCAGAGCUCCAAGUCUAUCAUCGACCUGAAGACCAAUCUUUGCAAAGGAUUCGGCUUCAUCAAGUACCACAACUUCGCCGACGCCGAGGACUGCAUCCGCGGCUUCCACUACCUGGGCUACGAAGUCAGCUUCGCUAGGGAGUCUUUCUAUGCUAAGCUCAAGAAGUUCGCUGAUGAGAACAACACGAACCUCUAUGUUUCCAACAUCCCACGCAACAUGAACGAACAUGAGCUCGGUUCGAUCUUUGCUCCCCACAAGGUCUGCUCGAGCAGGAUCCUCCGUGACAGCAGCGGCAAUGGCCGCGGUGUUGGCUUCGCUCGUUUCGAAACCCGCGAGAUUUGUGAGGAGAUCAUCCGCAACUUCAACAACACCCCGGUGUCGAAGCCCGGAGGCGAAGAACACCUCAUCCAGAUCCGCUAUUCGGACACCCACGAGCAGAAGUUGCUCAAGCAGCAGACCGCAGCAGGCCGCCAGUUCAGGGCCGCCGAAUAUGAUAUGGGCGUUGCUGUCGCUCGUCAGACCAUGUUCCCGACUGAGCAGCGAUUCUCCCACCUCUCCGCGACCGAACAAGACGCUGCCAACGAGUUCGAGGUCUUCCUUCAAGCUCAGCAGAAUCAACACCCACAAUCCUACGCUCCGCAGCCGCCUCGCGUCCGCGCCUGGGUGCCUCCCGUCACCUCCAAUCUGGGCAUGCAGCGCUCCACGAUGCAUCCGAUGUCGCAGUCCAGCGUUCCGUCGAUUGUCAAGGUCGAGGGCGAUGGAUCCAGCUCGGAUCACGACGGCGACGCGAAGACCACUCCGGCUACACCGGUCAAGGCGUCCGCCGAAGAUGCCUCCAGCUCUAGCCAUGGAUCUACCCGCCACGACUAG
Messenger RNA from Mytilinidion resinicola, 1785 nucleotides. RefSeq lists its product as uncharacterized. The coding region runs from base 1 to 1785 and encodes 594 amino acids. Gene Ontology annotation, cellular component: ribonucleoprotein complex; nucleus; cytosol. The transcript is spliced from 6 exons. Gene Ontology annotation, molecular function: poly(U) RNA binding; mRNA 3'-UTR binding; poly(A) binding. The record is from RefSeq and is a predicted model, not a curated record. Lineage: Eukaryota; Fungi; Ascomycota; Dothideomycetes; Mytilinidiales; Mytilinidiaceae.